Necator americanus (New World hookworm) is the source of this 2574-nucleotide messenger RNA. RefSeq lists its product as uncharacterized. The record is from RefSeq and is a predicted model, not a curated record. The transcript is spliced from 4 exons. Gene Ontology annotation, molecular function: catalytic activity. Lineage: Eukaryota; Metazoa; Nematoda; Chromadorea; Rhabditida; Ancylostomatidae. Bases 1 to 2574 code for a protein of 857 amino acids.
AUGAUGCAAGCCAAGAAGAUCAAGUACGACGUCAUCGGACUGACCGAGACGAGACGACGUCACCCUCUCAACGCCGUAUAUGAAACUGGAGAAGAAUUGUUCUUAGGAACAUGCGACAGUAGAGGUGUUGGUGGAGUUGGCGUCCUCGUCAACACGAGUAUGGCAAAGAACAUCGACUCUUUUGAACAACUUACGACCCGAAUCGGACGUCUGCGGAUCAGAAAAUACGGCUCAAUACCAGCUUUGACUAUCUUCGUCGCUUACGCUCCAACAUCAAGCUACGAAGAAGAAGAAGUCAUAGUUGGCGAUUUCAACGCUAAGGUUGGCCAAAGAAGAACGCCGGAGGAACUUCACAUCGGGACCCACGGCCUACAAUGGAAUGACCAGGGAGAGAGGCUCUCCGAGUUCAUCAUGACGACUAAGACCAUCCAUGGGAACUCGCAAUUUCAGAAGCCCUCUUCUUUACGCUGGACGUGGGAGUCACCCGGUGGAGGGUACCGUAAUGAAAUAGACCACAUCAUCGUCAAAAAAAGGUUCUGCCUGACGGACGUCGGUGUUGUACCAAAGUUCUAUACGGGAUCGGACCAUCGCCUCCUCCAAGGAAGAUUUUCCUUCACAAGGAGAGCAGAGAAAGCCGCCAAGUUCAGAGAGAGAAAUCCCAGGACUACCAUCAACUGGGAUCUCUUCGCUACGCUAGCCGGCUUUUGGGAAGAUUCCGCAAUGCACAACAUCGACGAGGAAUACGACCGGCUUGUUGAACACCUUCACGACUGCGCGAAGAAGGCUGAGAGUUUUAAAACCACCAAAAGGCGCCUGUCUCUUCAAACUCUUGAGCUGAUACGCCAGCGUGGAGCAGCACGAGCCGCAGGGAACCAAGAACUCACGUCCGAGCUCGCAAGGCCUUGCCGAGAGGCGAUAAAGGAAGACCUUAAAGAGAGAAGAGCAGAAGUGCUGGCUGAAGCUGCAGAGGCGGGAAAAAGCAUCCGCUAUGCCCGUCGAGACUUCGCCAGUCGCAAGACGAGGAUGACUGCUCUCCGGAACCCAAAGGGAACAGCCAUUGCAUCGAGAAGGGGGAUGGAGAAAAUCAUCUACGACUUCUACUCUGAUCUCUUCGACAGCCAUGUCCACUUACCUCCUCACCAUCUGAGGGAAGAUGGACAAGUCAUUCCAGAGGUUCUCCCGUCCGAAAUACGACAUGCUAUCAUGUCGGUAAGAAAUCGUACGGCACCCGGUCCCGACAGAAAAAGACCAGAACACCUGAAGAGCCUUCCGCCAGUACUCAUCAACACCCUGGCGAGGCUCUUUACACGUUAUCUGUCGGAAUGCAAGGUUCCUAAACAGUGGAAGACCAGCAAGACCGUGUUUUUCUAUAAAAAGGGAGAUCCACAUGACAUCGGCAACUAUCGUCAAUCCGCCUACUGUCCGUCAUCUACAAGCUCUUUACAAGACACGAUUGACCACAUUCACACUGUUUCGAAACUCAUCGAGGUAUCACGAGAGUACAAGAUGCCGCUCUGUCUCACCUUCAUCGACUUAAAGAAGGCUUUCGACUCGGUUGAGACGGAAGCGGUCGUGGAAGCCUUGGACAACCAAGGCGUCCCUACUCAGUAUAUAAAGGUACUUCGAGAGUUGUACAGUAGCUUCACGACCGGAAUUUCGCCAUUCUACAAGAACAUCAUCAUUGACGUGAAGAGGGGGGUCCGACAAGGUGAUACAAUUUCACCCAAAAUAUUCACAGCCACCCUCGAGAACGCAAUGCGAAAGUUGGAAUGGGACGACAUGGGAGUGAAGGUUGAUGGUCGGCAGCUACACCAUUUGCGCUUUGCUGAUGACAUCGUACUGGUAACACCUAGCAUCAGCCAAGCGGAACGAAUGCUGACCGAAUUCGACGAAACAUGUGGGUGCAUCGGUCUUCAGCUGAACCUACAAAAGACAAUGUUCAUGCGGAACGGAUGGGUCUCGGAUGCCCCAUUCACGCUCAACGGAACGAACAUAUCCGAAUGCACCAGCUACGUUUAUCUGGGUCGGGAACUGAAUAUGAUGAACGACCUGACCCCCGAGCUGGGCAGGAGGAGACGAGCGGCUUGGGGAGCGUACAAGAGCAUCGAGGAUGUAGUGAAGAAGACCAGGAACACCCGGCUCCGUGCUCACCUCUUCAACACCACCGUACUUCCUGCUUUGACCUAUGCUUCGGAAACCUGGGCAUUUCGCAAGCAGGAAGAAAACGCGGUGAGCGUCAUUGAACGCGCAAUUGAGAGAGUGCUAGGAGUAUCCCGUUUCACGCAAGUGAGGGACGGGAUUCGAAGUUCCCUCCUACGUCAGCGAUCGAAGAUUAGAGACGCCGCCGCGUUUGCCAAGGAAAGUAAAAUAAGGUGGGCCGGACACGUGAUGCGCUUUGAUGACAACCGUUGGACCAGAGCCGGCUUCACGAAGCCCUUGAAAGAAAAAUAUGAUGCUCUUCGUGUCCCACGCGAAAGGAGGAACCACUGGGCUACUCUGGCACGUGAUCGGGACAAAUGGAAGAAUUACUGGCGCCCGCUCGACCAGUUCGAAGAUCAACGGGAGUCAAGGUGA